Molecule: messenger RNA, 1723 nt
Organism: Phacochoerus africanus (Common warthog)
Lineage: Eukaryota; Metazoa; Chordata; Mammalia; Artiodactyla; Suidae
Gene: EBI3
Product: Epstein-Barr virus induced 3
Exons: 5
Coding region: 775-1461 (228 amino acids)
Biological process (GO): cytokine-mediated signaling pathway
Cellular component (GO): membrane; external side of plasma membrane
Molecular function (GO): protein binding; cytokine receptor activity
Source: RefSeq, a predicted model, not a curated record
UAUUUUAAAAAAUCAGAAUGGGUGCCAGAAAGCUCAUGAUGACAUCAUCACCCUAAACCCAGCCCUAGUGGGACUGUCCCAGCCCUUGGGCCACCCCCCUGAAAACCCCUGGGGGUUCUUGGCUCUUUCCCACUCAGGCAGGGAGGUGGCUCCACAUCCAGCCUGUCCCUGGUCAGUCCCUUCGAGGAUGUCCACGGGUGGGGGCUACCUCCCCAGAAGCUGAGUUUUGGUCUCUGUGGCCUGGAGCAAGGAGGGUGGCUGGCAGGGAGUGGGGUGUGUGUGUGCGUGUGUGUGCGCGCGCACGCUCGCGUGCGCCCAUCGCUGUGGUUCACAAGUAUACAGGCAUUUUCUGUGUUGGUGCCUGCGUCUCUCCACCUCUGUUACUCUCUCAGUCUCUCUCCUCCCUGCUCUUUCUCUUUCUCACUGUCAUCAUCCCCCUCCCCAGGGUUCCCCCUCCAUGCUGCAGCCGGAAGGAAGGCCCUGCUUGGAAAGGCCACAGGGUCACCACUUCUCCCUUUCGUGACUCUUCCCCCUGCCCCCACCUUUGGGGCCUUCUGCACCCGAGCCUGGGGUGGCUGGUGAAGGGCCUGGGGGCUCCUCCUCUGUCCCUUCCUGGCUCUUCUGGCCCCACGAACCAGGCAGUGAGUCAGAAGGGGAAGGGGAAGUGGGGGGCCUCCACCGGGGGCUGGGCUUUCCGCUGGGUGGGACCCAAGUCCCCUGCCUCCCUGAGGGUGCUCCCUGCCCCAGCCCCUGAGAGCAGAGCGGGCCAGAGCCAUGGCUGUGAGACUUGUCCUGGUCCUUGCCCUUGCCCUCUGGGUGAGCAGCCGGCCCUGCCACGGGAGAGAAGCAGCUCCCACCCAGCCCAGGCUGCGGUGCCAGGCCUCCAGGUACCCGAUCGCCGUGGAUUGUUCCUGGACCCUGCCACCCACUCCAGCCUCCACCAGGCCCACAUCUUUCAUUGCCACAUACAGGCUUGGCAUGGCUGCCCAUGGGGAGAGCUGGCCCUGCCUCCAGCCCACACCAGAGGCCACCAGCUGCACCAUCCCGGAUGUCCUGAUGUUCUCCAUGGUGCCCUAUGUGCUCAACGUCACAGCCAUCCACCCCCAAGGCAGCAGCAGCAGCUUGGUGCCCUUUGUCCCAGAACACAUCAUCAAACCGGACCCUCCAGAAGGCGUGCGCCAGAGCCCCCUCCCUGGGCAGCAGCUUUGGGUGCAGUGGAAACCCCCCCGCUCCUGGCCCUUCCCGGAGAUCUUCUCCCUCAAGUACUGGAUCCGCUACAAGCGUCACGGAGCUUCCCGCUUCCGCCAGGUGGGGCCCAUUGAAACCACAUCCUUCACGCUCAAGGCUGGGAGGCCCAAAGCCAGGUACUGCAUCCAGGUGGCUGCUCAGGACCUCACCGACUAUGGGGAACCAAGCGCCUGGAGUCUCCCUGCCACUGACUCUGUGACCCUGGGCAAGUAGUGGGGGGCAAGGGGCUGGGCCCUUGACAUCCACCUAAGGGUGAAUGGGACCCAUCUGAUCUGGGUUGCUGCUGCUGAGUUGCUGAGUGCUGCUGCCGAGUUGCUGAGCCACCUUGCACAAGUGACUUUGCCUCUCUGAGCCUCAGUUUCUCAAUCUGUGAAAUGAGCAUGAGCUCCCUCCUUCGACACAGAACAAGGCUUUGGGAACUGUGACCAUGAAAUGUUUUUGUUAUUUAAUUAAAAAAGGAUCAUUGUCACUGGAA